AUGUGAAAAUAUUAUUUAUUUAUAAAAUGUUAUCAUUGAGAAUAAGAACAAUCUACCUUUCAUGUAUAUACUGACCACUAAAUGUUUUUCGCCUUGUUCUAUCAUAUUAUAUUAUCCUUUUUGCCUGUAGAUAAUUGUUUUUCAAAAAUAUGCACAGUUUUUUUAAUGGAUAUAGAUGCGCCUAGAAAAUGGUUCUCUUGGAGUUUAGAAAGUUUCAUCUCAUAGCGCAAUUAUCAAGCGCUAUCAAGCAAUAUUACAUAUGCUGUUUUGUAGAAAAAUAUAAAGCGGCUGUAUUUUGUUUUUUAUUCAGUGUACUUACAUCUCAAGAAAUAAUGGGAUUGUAAUAGAUUGUAAUAGCGUAUAAUUACGAUUGAUCGAGGGGCCUGCGCUUUAUUUCUCUACCUACGAUUAUUCAGUAACGUUUACAUCGUGCAAUUUUACUAAACGAAGUUCACAUGAGUCAUAGUGCAUUGACAUCUCGAUAGUCGUCGGCUCGCAACGUUCGGUGAUUGUCACAGAACGAUGAAGCGCACAAGUACCAUCAGCCGCCCAGUCGAAAUUGGUCUCCGUUUCAUCGGCAUGUGGCCGGACUCGGCUUAUGCGACUCUCUAUUGGUUAAUCUACAUGACGACGAUGGUGAUAGUGCAAUAUUACCAAUAUGCGUAUGUCCUCACGCAUUUUGAUUUGAGUGAUAUCUCGCUCCUCAUGGACUGUCUCGGUCUUACCCUGGCGUAUACGCUUGCCUUUCUUAAGCUCUUUGCCUUAUGGUGGAAUCGCCGGACAUUUUAUUAUAUUGUAAAGGCGAUGGAUCAAGAUUGGAGAGAAUGCGUUCUCAAUGACUCGUACGAGUCUACGAUGACUGGUGUGGCGGACUUGUCACGUCGUUGCUCCAACGUGAUGAUCAGUAUCAAUGCUUUAGCUGCUUUUUUCCUUUCGAUCGGCGAACAUUUGCUUCAGUCGAUGGGCGACGCCAGUGGAGUUGAUAUAAUUAAUAAUUCUCGAGAACUCCCUAUAAAAAUGGAGUUCCCCUUUGAUGUCAGCGAAUCGCCAAUUUUUGAAUGCUUUCUAGUUGGACAAUUCCUCUACGAACUGUUGCUGGCUUCUAUAGUUGGUAUGAUAAAUGCGUUACUCGUAUCACUGAUACUUCAUGUAAGCGGUCAAAUCGAUAUUAUGCGACAAGACAUAAAUGAAAUUUCUAAUAGAAAAUACAAUUCCAGCGCAUCCUUAAUUAUUAUUAAAGGGCUCAUUUGCAAACAUCAGAAGAUUAUUAGUUUAUCAGAAAAUAUUGAAAACUUAUAUACUUAUAUCGCAUUAAUGCAACUUCUAUGGAAUACUCUGGUCAUCUGCUGUACUGGUUUUGUGAUUGUAAUCACUAUUGGCACUGAUGAAAGUGCAACAACUUCAAUCAAGUCUGUGAGUUUUUACAUUGCAAUCACUCUAGAAGUUUUUAUACUCUGUUUUGCCGGUGAAUUUUUGAGUGCCAAGAGCAAAUCGAUUAGCGAUGCAAUAUACGAAUCACUUUGGUAUGAUAUGCCACCGACUAAUAGCCGCAUUUUAUUGUUUGUGAUAUUAAGAUCGCAAAAACGUUUAACGAUUACUGCGGGAAAAGUCAUUGAUUUAACUUUAGAAGGAUUUACAAGCAUUAUGAAGGCAUCGGCUUCUUACGUAUCGGUAUUAAAUGCAAUGUACUAAAUUCAGAAUGACAUUUGUCAGUUGCUACAAUA
Molecule: messenger RNA, 1724 nt
Organism: Pogonomyrmex barbatus (red harvester ant)
Lineage: Eukaryota; Metazoa; Arthropoda; Insecta; Hymenoptera; Formicidae
Product: odorant receptor 13a-like
Biological process (GO): sensory perception of smell; detection of chemical stimulus involved in sensory perception of smell
Cellular component (GO): plasma membrane
Molecular function (GO): odorant binding; olfactory receptor activity
Source: RefSeq, a predicted model, not a curated record